AUUCGCCCCUCCGCGCUCCGCCUCGUCUCUCUCUCUCAGUGGCCUCGUCCCUCCGCCGUCUGCAUCCAUCUCAGUGUCUCAUCUGCGAUUCCUUCGACAAAUCCAGAGUGAGCUCGCUAAAACUGUUACUCCAGGGAUUCGACUUGCGUCAUCCAUCAGCUAACAGCCACAUCUUGGAUUCCCCGUCUCUUUCCUUAUCGCAGGGAGCUUUGAGCUUUGUAUUUUACAGGCCUGAUUGAUAUACGGUAAAGAACUCAUCAAAGAGAAUGCUUGGUGGCAUCAAGUUUAUUCCUCGUGAUCAGAUUGAUAAAGCAGAAGGAGAGAAUCCAGAUGCAAAAAAGGAGAAAUCAAGUAGUAGAAAAGAAAAGGCAGGGAGAAAAAAGAAGGCUUACAUUAGUUCAGAUGAUGAAAUUGAGAAAAUAGAUAAAGGGUCUAGAAAAAAGAAGUGGUAUUCGUCUGAUGAAUAUUCAUCAUCACAAAGUGAGAGUGAGGACACUUCCGAUCAGGAAGGAAACAAGCGCCAGAAUAAAAGAAGGAAUAAGAGAAGCAGAAGUAAUGUAUCAAGGGAGGAUAGGUCCAAGAAAGGAUCAAGGCGUGGUAGGAAACAAUAUUCAUCUGAUGAUGAUUAUUCUACAACUUCGGAAGAUGGGAACCAAAAAAGUGAAAAAGAGGGAAGGAAAAAAGGUGAUACUAAUCCUUCGGCUUCUCUAAAGGAGAAUGAAAUUGUAAGAAAAGAAAUGGGAUUGGACUGGAUGCUUAGACCAGCAGAUAAGGUGGAUAGGACACCUACGGUGAUGGUUGACAAACAGUCCGAGGAGCCUCCAGGGGAGGUAAAGAAAGUGAAUCCCAGAGAAAUGAAUCCAUAUCUUAAGGAUAAUGGAAGUGGUUAUCCAGAGGAAGCGGAUGAAAAAACAGGUGCUGGGGAUAAACUUUUAUCUUCUUCACUUGUUGGUGAUGGAGGUGCAAGUUGGAAGCUAAAAGCCUUAAAGCGUGCACAAGAGCAAGCUGCUAGAGAGGGGCGAAAUUUUCAGGAUGUUGUUGAAGAAAGGUGGGGUUCUCUUGGUAAGCUGGCUGUCUCAGCAGCAUCUCAUAGAGCUGCUCCAUUUCGUGCUCAUCUACAUGCCAUAAAGAACAGAAAGCAAGGUCAAGCAGAUGAGAACCAAAUGGAUGAAAGCAAACAACAUGAAAGAUAUACUGAAAAGAACACAGGUCGAGAUUAUUUGCGAGAUGUUUCUCUUCGGCAUUCUGAAAUGAAAGCUCCUAAAGUCCGUGAUUCUUUAUCCUGGGGAAAACGAAAAGGCCACAAUUUGCCUGCUGAGAGUGCUGGCCUUGUAUCAGCUGCUGUAUCUGGCUUAAAUAAGUUUGCAAAUGAUGGAAACUUUAUACAGGAAUUUCUUCAUAAGCAGAGUAAUGACUCUGCAAUAUCUGUUUCACAUACAAAUCAGGUUGGAAAUGUGGAGUCAGAAGAGGUAUCACCAGUGAAAAAAAAGGUUGGUGAAGGCACUUCUAUGGUUAAGGAGCCGCUGACCACAAACCAAUUGGCAGCUAAGGCUUUGCAACUUAGAAUGAAAGGAAAGCAUGAAGAAGCUGAGAGACUUUUGCAAGAAGUAGAGAAUAUGAAGGCAAAGCAGGGUGCUGGAGGUGAUUCACACCGACAGCAGAAUAUUGAGAGCACAAGCAGAUAUGUUAUUCAAGAUUUCUCCAAGCGGAAAGGGAAGGAGGAAGAUGAUGGUGAUAUGCAUCUAGCUCGAAAAAUAAUGCAGAACAAGCAAUAUGGUCGGGCAGAUGAUGAAUAUGAUUACGAUGAUGGUCCAAGCAGGAAGUCUCGGAAAAAGGGAAGAGACAAUGAUCAAGUGGGAAAGCAAAAUUUUGCGAAGCGCAUCUUGCCUCAGCAAGAGCGCUGUCUUUUCUGCUUUGAGAACCCAAACCGCCCCAAACACCUUGUCACUGCGAUAGCAAAUUUCACAUACCUGAUGUUGCCACAGUGGCAAUCUGUUGUGCCAGGUCACUGUUGCAUCUUACCAAUGCAGCAUGAGUCAUCCACAAGGACUCUUGACGAUAAUGUGUGGGAAGAAAUACGUAACUUCAAGAAAUGCCUUAUUAUGAUGUUUGCCAAGCAAGAAAAAGAGGUUGUGUUCUUGGAAACUGUGAUAGGGUUGGCCCAACAACGUCGCCAUUGCCUGAUAGAAUGCAUUCCUUUGCCCCGAGAAAUUGCAAAACAGGCUCCAUUGUAUUUUAAGAAGGCAAUUGACGAAGCUGAAGAUGAGUGGAGCCAGCACAAUGCAAAGAAGCUUAUUGACACAAGCAAGAAGGGGCUGCGAGGCUCCAUUCCCAAAAAUUUCCCAUACUUCCAUGUGGAAUUCGGUCUAGAUCGGGGAUUUGUGCAUGUCAUUGACGAUGAAAAGGAUUUCAAGAGCAGCCUUGGUCUAAAUGUAAUAAGAGGUAUGCUCCAGUUGCCCGAGGAGGAUAUGUACAGGCGCAGGAGGCACGAGUCUGUGGAGAUGCAGAAGCAAGCAGUCGCAAGUUUUGUCCAGGAUUGGGAACCAUUUGACUGGACAAAACAGCUUGAUUAGAUGUCAACUACAUCAAGCAGUUCAAAUCUCCUCUACUUUACCCAAUAGUUUCUGAUAUGAGUAUGACUCGUUGCAUUUUUUUCUCCCACUUUUUCUUGUUUCAUAUCUGCUUCAUUUGUGUUAGAAUUUUGACAUACCUAAAACAUGUCUAACUGGUGGCUGCUGAAAUCGUUCAGGGUUGACGUCCACCAAGGCGGCUUGAGGUAAGCCUUUGCCUGCUUAGGGUUAGAUCCUGGGAGGGCGUCUGUUCACAAUUUAUAUUUUUUUAUCUUAGACAAUAAUUCAAACACAUCAAU
This is a messenger RNA of Rubroshorea leprosula, 2869 nucleotides long. The record is from the annotation of a GenBank genome assembly. Lineage: Eukaryota; Viridiplantae; Streptophyta; Magnoliopsida; Malvales; Dipterocarpaceae.